Molecule: messenger RNA, 1004 nt
Organism: Ceraceosorus bombacis
Lineage: Eukaryota; Fungi; Basidiomycota; Exobasidiomycetes; Ceraceosorales; Ceraceosoraceae
Source: the annotation of a GenBank genome assembly
AUGAUGCUGAGAGGCGCAUGGUCCCAGUGGGUAGCUGCAUGCGUGCGGCACGAGGACCUGAUCAACCUCGGCCAGAGCUUUGCGGACGUCAAGAAAGAGGGUAAGUGUUGGGUUGAGCCGCAUCGGCUUCGAGUGGCUCACUCCUUCAUCGGUACCCUCUUGCAGAGCGCACACGACGCAUUUUGAGCAGUUGGCUGUCUCGAACGCGGAUCAAUCGGGGCCAUCGUAUAGCCGCUGAGGCUUUCAAGGCAAAGCGAGACCGGCGCAAGAUGGAGGAAGCAUGGGUUUUGUGGACCGAAAAGCAUUACGACAUUAGCCUGCGGCCAUUGGUGCGUUUAGGCGCCGCUUGUUUGACAAUAGUCCGCCUCUGACCUUGUCUUUUGUCUGGAUGCAGGAGUAUGAGGUGGCGAUGAAGAGGCAAGAAGGCGCUGCUAAUGCCGUUAUGCGCAAGUGGCAGGCUCGCACUCGCGUGCUGCCAGCUCUCAAACUCGAUAGACAGAGGCUGCUGAGCCAUUCGUGGGACAAGUGGAGUGACAAUCUACCGGUGGCUGUGGCUCGUCGACAGGCGAUCGAUCGAGAUAGGAAUCAAAUGCUGGGCAAAGCGUUCUAUCAUUGGAUCAAGGCAAGCAAAGCCAAGCGAUCAAUGCGUGCUGCGGCGUGAGUUGCGGUUUCGAACGAAGUGCGUGUUGAUAGUCGUGAGUCGCUCACCAAAUUCUGAUCGUUCCACAGGCGCUUCGGCGGUCCGUCAGUUGUGCGCCUGCGUGCUGCAGCGCAACUCCGGAAAGUCAGUCCAUUCGUGCACCGGCCGAGCUCCAGUCCUGGUGCUUCGCCAAUACCAAAAGACUCGACCACAGAGUGCAAGCCGGAGGUGAAUGGAGCGCCAACGCCAAAAGCUCACAGCCCUAACAUCGAGCGAGCUCAAUUCAGCGCGAGCAUUUUGUCUGCCACAGCCACGCAAUCGCCUGCCGCCCGACGCGCACCAGAGGUCACUCUGGCGCAACUAG